Messenger RNA from Colletotrichum gloeosporioides, 1485 nucleotides. RefSeq lists its product as uncharacterized. Gene Ontology annotation, biological process: polysaccharide biosynthetic process. Bases 1 to 1485 code for a protein of 494 amino acids. The transcript is spliced from 2 exons. NCBI's taxonomy places the organism in Eukaryota, Fungi, Ascomycota, Sordariomycetes, Glomerellales, Glomerellaceae. Gene Ontology annotation, cellular component: membrane. Gene Ontology annotation, molecular function: acyltransferase activity, transferring groups other than amino-acyl groups. The record is from RefSeq and is a predicted model, not a curated record.
AUGGAAAAGCUUGAAGACACGGGGGCGAUCCACGUUCCUUUCAAAGAGCCGCUCGACAGGAUACGCGGAUGGUUUUCCGGAGCAUGGUCUCUCAAAUCGCAUUACAGCUUUCUCGAAGGCAACGACAUGUACUCACCGACCGAACUGCCGCUUGACGAAACGGAGCGAUUACCGCCCCUCUCGAGAGCCUCAAUAGGAUGGCGGCCCGUCAGCCCACAGCGCCUGUUUUGGUUGAUAUUACCAUCGUAUGUCGCUCGCGCAUUCGGCCGCGGCACGGCAGACGCAACUAUCCCGGCCCCGAACAGUACAUCGUAUUUGAAUGGCCUUCGCGGCAUUGCAUCGCUCAUCGUUGUACUUCAGCAUACUAUAGACGGAGAUUAUUCAAUCGUCCACCACGCCUGGGGCGAAGACGAGGAAAAUCGCUACUUUAUCCAGCUGCCGUUCGUUCGCCUCAUACAUAGUGGAGUAUUUAUGGUAUCGGUCUUCUUCGUCAUCAGCGGAUUUGCUCUUACAUACGGGCCCUUGAAAAAGUCCCAUGCGGGACAAGGCGCCACUGCCAUCACUUCUUUCCCGUCUAGCAUUUUUCGCCGUCCGUUCCGGCUCUUCCUCCCCACCAUACCUAUCAUCGCGAUCUCGACCGCCUUAAUUCCUUUCAACGCAUUCUACGCUCUCAACAGCUUCGAGCCUAUGGAGCCUGUCGCCCUCGGUCUCUGGGGCCAUCUGUACUACAUGUGGUGGACAUUAAUAACUAUCAUCACCUCCGGCUCAGCCAACACAGUCAUGCCCCAGGGCUGGACUUUGGCGGCCGAGUAUCAAGGAUCGUUACUUGUGUUUCUAUCCUGUUUGGCCUUUCUCAAAAUGGCGCCCCUGGUGCGGAUGUCAUUUACCGUCUUACUUCUGAACUACUUCUUCUACCUACGAAACUCGUACUCCUGCCUUUUUCUCGCAGGCAUGCUCAUUGCCGACUUUCGACAUAUACGGGCAAAGAUGCCAGGCUUACCGAUAAUGGCACGCAAGAUCAUUACCAUCACAUCAUGGCUACUGCUUCUGCCCAUUAUCUUUCUGGGCUGCUGGCCGAUGCAUGGUAACGCCUUCGCGGCCCCUGGAUAUUCGUGGUUUAUCGAGUUUGACACGUAUGGCUUUGGACCGCAAACCUUCUUCCAAGCCACAUGUGCUGUGGCUCUGGUGGUAGUGUUGGAAAAUUUACCUCCUUUACAGCGUCUUCUCAAUACCAAGCUGGUAUUAUACCUGGGAGAGAUCAGUUACAGUCUCUAUCUGGUUCAUUGGGGGUGUGGCAAGAACUUCCUCACUUACGGCCUCAAACUCGAGAUGAUAGAAGCCGGGUAUAGCCUGAUCGCGUCAUGGGGUUCACUUUUUGUUAUUACAAUGGUGUUAUGUUUUUGGCUAGGGGAUGUCCAUUGGCGCCUGAUUGACCAGAAAUCAGUGCGAUUCUCACAUUGGCUGAGCAGGAGUCUCGGCAUAUAG